This is a messenger RNA of Oxyura jamaicensis (ruddy duck), 3086 nucleotides long. Its product is annotated as programmed cell death 1 ligand 1-like. Gene Ontology annotation, cellular component: external side of plasma membrane. Lineage: Eukaryota; Metazoa; Chordata; Aves; Anseriformes; Anatidae. Gene Ontology annotation, biological process: cellular response to lipopolysaccharide; positive regulation of T cell proliferation; immune response. The record is from RefSeq and is a predicted model, not a curated record. The transcript has 6 exons. Bases 363 to 836 code for a protein of 157 amino acids.
CACAGCCCUAGAUAUCUGAGUCAUUGCUUCAUAUCCUGCCUCACUUCAGCACUUCCUCAUUUAAAGCAGAGGCUCCUCGGAGCAGUAGACUGUACUUUCUCGAUAUCCUGCCUGAAUUUGUUGAAAUUCUUCGUAGCCUCCCCUCCCGCUCAGCAAGAGGAGCCCAUAGAGCCACCCCUCCCCUCCAGGGGCCAAACAUUCCUACACAUACACAGAAGGUGUCAGUCCAAUUCAGACAGCAGGACACUGCAGGCAUACAUCAGCAGAGAUAUCUUCACUUUAACAGAGACAAAAGGAGCAGCUGGAGAGCCUGGUGAAGUCAGUGACGUGGAAGGGUUCCUAAGAGGUGGGAAGCCACAAAAAUGAAAUGGGAGACUCUCUGGACAGUUGCCUGCUUGCUGUUUGCGUCUCUACCCAGAGGUCAACCAGACACAAUGUGCCAUGCAUUUGUUGGAGAAAGUGUCAUUUUGCCUUGUGCCACCACCUCUCCCAGUGAACUGGAUGUUUCCAAUUUGAUGCUCUACUGGCAGAUAGAGUCUAACAUAGUGCAUUUUUUCCACAAUGGGGAAGAUAAGCCAGAGUUCCAGAAUACAUAUUACAGUGGCAGAACCAGUCUGUUUUUGGACCAGGUGAAGCACGGCAACUUUUCCCUUAAGCUCUCCAAUGUCAAGCUAGAGGACACGGCUGUAUACUCUUGCAUCUCUAAGCAGUCUGGGAAUCACCCCACCCCAACACAGAAAUCUAAAAUUAGGCUCAAUGUAUCAGCUCAAUCUAGCACUGGGGAGGAACAUACCGCUUCUGGUAAGGCAACAGUCCUCAACAUGCUAAGUGUCUGAGUGAUUGCCUUUAAUUAAAUUAAUUAAUUUAAAUUUGUUAGUUUGAAUUUGGUAGAUUGAUAAACUGUGUUGAAUAGAGAAAGUCCAAGACACUUCUAGCAAAAUACAAACUUAGAUCCAGCUGUUCAGAUAGGGAAAAAUUACCUUUACCACCAGCACAGACCUAGACCACAGGAAGAGGAAUAUUGAAGUGCCAGUGGUCCCCAGUCCAUAAAGCCAGUCACCAUUAAGAGCACCAUAAGGAUCAAUAAAACACAAGUAACAUGGAAGCCACUCCAUGCUGGGAGAUAAGACCUUUGUAAAUUACCUUGGUAUAAAUGAACUACUAAAUCAAGAGAUUUGGGGGUAUUUUUCAGUAAACAAAGUAAUAAAUGUGCUAAAAAUACAAGAAUGACGACUCCACAUAAGGUCCUUCAGGAAAAUUUAAGUAGAUCUCAUCUGACAGAAAUUCUGAAAUAUGAGGCAUAUGCUAAAUUCUAGGUUUAAUCAUUACAGAGAAGUAACAGUAGUAAGGUCAUUUACAAACACUUCUUGAGCAGAUAUAACACAGAAGAUAUAGCACAUGUCCAGCCCUGACAUGCUGUGGUCAAGAAAAUCUCCCAUUAAAAAUCCUGCUUGUAAGUCAAAUUAUUCAUAACAGCCCUACAAAAUCUUAAAUUGGUGUCAUCAAACCUGUAACACUUUCUCAUAUAAAAAUUAAUGGCUGUAAUUUGUAUUUUACUUAGCGUAGCUGAAAGAUACAAUCAAUUACAUGACGAUCAUUAUAUUAAAGUUAAUGUAGUAUGUUCAGCCACAGUAGGAUGUUGCAACAAGACUGGGUGGCAAUAAACUCAAAUGGAAACCAAGGAAGAGAACUGUUGAAGUGUUUCAUCAUUAUCAUGCAGAAGAUUUCAGCUUAAAACCUCACGGGCCAUAAACAAUUGUAAAAGUUAGAGGAAAUGUCUUUUUUAGACCUAAUAUAACUCCUCUCACUGGCUUAGAGGUCUUCAUAGAACAUGAAAUUACAUAUAAGAUGGUGUCGUAUGCCUUCAGUGACACAACACUACAUGAGAACAUCAUAAGAGCAAACAGAACAGGAGCUAGAACACCUCUAGCUGUUACCUUCCAUCAGAAAUAGGAAACCUUUUCAAAAUGAAAUGCAAAUAGGGUGAGCAUAAAAAUGCCUAUAUUUAAAGGAGAUAAUUUUAUAUAUAUUUGGCUUCGCUGAAAACUCUCUGACAACUUUUUCUCAAUAGAAAUAGUUGCUCACCAUGAAAAUAUAUUUCUACAAAUAAAUAAAAAGAUUAGGAGAAGGGAAAGUGUUUCAAAUUUGCUACAGUAGGAUAAACUGAAUCACAAACCUUACACAUCUGAAGGCUUUUUUGCUGUUGGAUUUUAGGGGGGGAUGUUGUGGAUGGCGGAAAGAACAAAAGCUUAACUUUCAAAACAUAAGUUUUUGCAAAAAGAAAAAUAUUUCCUGUUGUCAACAUUAUUUUUUAAAACUUUAAACAAAACAAACAAACAAAAAAAACAGGCACAGCACACAGGCGUAUUUUUUGGGGGGGCGGGGGAAAUUUCUUAAGAAAGGCAGGAAAUUAAUUUGUUCUAUAUUAGUUGCUAUUUUGGAAGGGACUUAGAAAAGUUUAAAGACCUGCUGAGAGCAAAAAGGCUGCUGUAUGCAGAAACAGUUCUCACGCUGUGCAGUCAUUAUGACCAGAUCAGCAGAUGUUUAAUUAUUAUUAUUAUUUUUUUUAAUAAAACUGGAACAAUUUUGAUCUGUUUCACCUUUGCUUCUUUUCUAUUCAUUUAUUUGCUGGGUUGAUUUUUUUUUUCAUAAUUAUUUUACAGAGCCCGAUUUUACUGUCACUUUACUGUCACCAUGUCUUGGGAGACUCCCUCUGGGCUAAUAGAAACUGUGUUUUAAGUUUAUUUCCGGGACAAAGGGAAGUGCAUAGGGCUGGCAGAGGUCACAAGACUCCAGGAGACUUGCUAUCACCUCACAUUUACUUCAAAGCAUUACUGAGGACUCCCGACAUUAACUUGCUCUUUAAACAUUAAUAUAUCAUGCUCCUUCUAGAGAGAGGAGGAGGAAAAGCUCACACUGGUGACGAGUAAAACACUCUGAAAGCCACUGCCUGCGGGUCCUGAGAUACCACAUCAAUUGGAGCUGCCUAAAAACUGGUAUAGAAAACGUCUUCCCAGAGAAGGACUUUGACCUGAACAGCUAUAGGGGAAAAACCUCUGUACUGCUUAAGUCAGGGGUUCAAAAUC